UUGGCUGCUGCUGUUUGUCGUCGAGCUGGCAGCAAACGUCUCUGAGGGUGAGGAGCUACUCCACGACAGCAGGUUAGUGGCAUACCUGGCCAGCGUUGGGUUCGCUGCAGUGACCUGCAUACUGCUGCUGAUCUUGUGCGCGCGAAGCGCCACAAGGGCAUCCUAUCAGUCAGUCAUCCCCGCGAAGGAUGACCGGAUUUCGGGGAAUGACCGGCUGCCACUGCUGUGGCACUACCUGAUCCAUGGCACCCUGGUGGCGGCGACAAUUUGCUGGAUUGCAAUCCAUUCUGCCAUGCUCCAACACCAGCAGGUCUGGCGUGGUGUGAUUACUCUUUACAGCCUUCUAAGCCUCUCUCUCCUCUGCUACACUCCGCGGCCGCAGCCCACAGAAGCCUGGGACCCUUCUCCAGUCUCGCUGGGAAUUCUUGGGCAUACAGCCCUGCAGCAGAAGGGCGGCAAGGCCGCUGCCUCCCCGAAGAGUGGGACCCGCAGGGCGCCAGGAGUUGAACAUCUUGAGCGAUGGAAGCCUCUCUUCCAGGACCCAACAUUCUGUGGCGAAGCGCCGGACAUCAGUGCGGUUCGACGGUGUGCUUCUUUGCCAAGGUACGCGAGGGACAAGCGGCGCAGCUUCGUCUUCGAAGAGCAAGCGGAGGCAGUGCUGUCUCCGGUCUCUCCAUCACAGGGAUGGACUCUUCCAACAACCUACCAAAAGAAUCUGAACAAGCUCAGGGGGCUCGCAGCGCGGCGCCUUUCCGAUGGCUCCGAGCAUGGAUCCUGGGCACGGCGGAGCUCCUUCGCUUCAUCGGACCAGGGCAGCGUGAGCAACCCGGUGAGCCCCACGCACCCGCUUCGUCAGGUGAGAACGCAGAGCCAGGUUAGCGCGAGCAGCGGCGGGUUCAGCGACGUAUCGGAUGUGGGGGGCGGCUCGCCCUUAUCUCCCACGCUGGCAUUGUACCGGACUUCAAGCAAGGAGUCGCGGCGAGCCAGCAAGGACCGCCGGGACAGCAGAAAUAGCGCUCACAGCGACAGUGCCAUGUCUGACAUUUCCGAUGCGCCGGCGCUUCACACGAUGGACCAUACGCAGGUGUGUGCGCUGGCAUCCGUGGACGAGGAGGAUGACCGGCAGGUCGAGAUAUCUCCUCGAGGGGAACCGCCGCAGCUCGCGGUACCUGCUACGGCUGCUACGUCUUCAUCGGCGAUGCCGAGACCGGAGGGCGAGGCCCUUGUGGACGAGGACCUCGGUGAUCUGGCAG
This is a messenger RNA of Symbiodinium sp. CCMP2456, 1253 nucleotides long. The record is from the annotation of a GenBank genome assembly. Lineage: Eukaryota; Dinophyceae; Suessiales; Symbiodiniaceae.